AUGAUUCCAGAUUAUGUUCAGAACCGAGGUCAUAUAUAUGUGGUCUCAAACCCCACAGAUCUUCCUAAAGAAGAAGAUGGUGUUGGUGUUGGAAUGGUACAAAGAGUAGAAAUCAAAAAAUCUGAUUUUGGUUCUGCAAUUCGAACUAAAACUCACUCAGAGCACGAAAAAAUGGAAAAAUCAUACAAGAAGGAACUCAAAGAAAGUAUUAGACAAGCAAAAAGAGACGCAAUUCUUCGUGGCCAAAUUUAUAUUCCGAAAACAUCUGAAACAAGAGGCGCUUAUAAUGAUUUAACAGCUGACUUAUCACAAUUACUUGGUCCUGUUACAGAUGAAACGCUUCAUCAAACAGCUUACGAUUUAAUUGUUGUAUUACGUGAUGCCAAUAAAUCUGAUGAAGUAGUUGCACAAAAAGUCGAAAGUACUCUUGGAUUCAGACCGAGUUUUGCUGAAAUUAGACGCUUAAAUGACAGAGCAAGUCAAUUAAUUGAUUUUCAACCUUCUGUUAAAGUUCAAGAAAUGCAAGAUGCUGAAAAUGAUGAUGGUAUUGUCUCAAUCACUGCUGAUGAUAAUACUCCCUUAAAUUCAUCAGAUGAAACUGAAUCUUCCGAUGAAGAACAAGAAUUACCAAUAAAUGUCCCAGAAGAGGACAAAAGCGGUGGUUGGACAAUUUCGGAAUUACAAAAAUUCUGCGAAGAAAACUUUGGAGUCGAAGCUGAACAAAAAAAGGCCGAAAUCAUCUCUGCGCUUAAAAAUUGCGAUGGAAUUAACUUGGAAAUGCAAUUGGUUUGCAUAAUUGGCCCUCGUGAAUCAGAAGUAAAAGCAAUUUCUCGUUCAAAACAUUUAAUCAUCGAAAACCCACAAAAAGUCGAAAAAUACAGUAAAAUUGAUUUAUCAGUAUACUCAAACAAACGAGAGAAUACAAGAAUUUACGGUUUUCAACUUCCAGAAACUUCUACUUCCGAAUCUACCGAAAAAUACGAAAAAAUCUUCAUUCCACCACCUAAAAAUCAUGCUACAGGCAUAAGAUUGUCAGUUGAUUCGCUGGAUGAGAAAUACCAAACGAUUAUUGGUCGAGAAAUUACAUCUCAAGGUUCUUUAAACCUCAUACAGUCAAAAGUAUACCAGCAAAUAGAAGAAAGCAACGAAAACUUACUGAUUUCGGCUCCAACUGGUGCUGGUAAAACAAUUAUUGCAGUUUUGGCGAUGAUCAAGACAUUAUUGACAGAAAACAACUCAAAAGCAAUUUACAUAGCUCCAAUGAAGUCAUUGGUACAAGAAAUGGUCGCAAAAUUUACAGAAAUUUUUGAUGGAUACAAAAAAGUCAUAGAAUUGACCGGAGAUAGCUCGGCAUCUGUUUCACAAUUACAAGGAUACGAUAUUAUAGUGUCAACUCCUGAAAAACUCGACAUUAUUUCGAGAAAAACAGGAAAUCAAACUUUCAUUGACACAAUCAAGCUUGUAAUCAUCGAUGAAAUCCAUCUUUUGCAUAACUCAAGAGGUCCGGUACUAGAAGCCUUAGUUGCAAGGCUAAAAAUGCUGAAAUACGUUUCUUCAUCAGAUAUCAGACUAAUUGGCCUUUCUGCGACCAUGCCAAACGUUGGAGACAUUGCAGAAUUUUUAGAAGUUCCUGAACAAGGAUUAUUUGUUUUUGGAGAAGAAUUUCGACCAUGUCUGUUACAUAAGACCUUCGUUGGCUUCAAAGAGCGAAAGAAAGUCCAUUUAAAGGCCAGUAUGAACGAAUACUGCUACCAGAUCAUCGAAGAAACCCUUAAAAACAAGCAUCAAACUUUAAUUUUCGUACAUUCAAGAAGAGAAGCCCAGGACACAGCCUUAGCCUUCUACAAUAUGGCCAUAUCGAAAGGAGAAGCCGAUAACUUCUCAAACGACCAAAAUUAUUUAUUAAAUAUUUCUGAAGGAAUAAUCAACGAGAAACUGAAGAGUAUCCUUCCCAAAGGCUUUGCAUUCCACCAUGCAGGCUUACUUCGCGAAGAUCGUUCCAGAAUUGAAGAAGAAUUCCGAAAUAAGAGAAUUAAGGUUUUAGUUUCAACCGCAACCCUUGCAUGGGGUGUCAACCUUCCAGCACAUAUUGCCAUCAUCAAAGGAACUAAUAUUUAUAACCCGGAACUUGGUGAUUUUGACAAUUUGAGUCAUCUCGAUGUUUUACAGAUGUUUGGUCGUGCAGGCAGACCCGGUUUAGACAUCUACGGUGAAGCCUACUUGCUAACUGAACACCAGAACCUCCAUUACUAUGUUUCGGCCUUAACUUCUCAAAUUCCAAUUGAAAGUCACUUUUUGAGGGAAAUUACGAACCAUUUAAACGCCGAAAUUGCAUUAGGAACCAUCGGAACAGUUGCUCAAGGUGUUGACUGGCUGAAGGAGACAUUUCUUUACAUAAGAAUGCAGAAAUCUCCAAAAAUGUACGGUUUGUCAAAAAAUGUCAAAAUUGAACAAAGAUUGGCAGAUUUAAUUCAUUCUUCGUGUUUGUUAUUAUCAGAGAAGAAGUUGAUCUUCUAUAAUACAAACGAAGACACGAUAGAAUCGACAGAUAUCGGACGAAUUGCUGCUAAUUAUUAUAUCACUGAAGAAACAAUGUCAAAUUUUGUCACAAAUUUGUCAACAGACAUAAAUGACGUUGAUCUUUUGAGACUGUUCAGUUUGGCUAGUGAAUUCAAGAACGUUGUUGUCAGACCACAAGAAGUUUCCACUGUCAAAAAAUUCCAAGAAAUGGUUCCAAUUCCAAUAAAAGGUCAACCAGAUGAUCCAAAAACGAAAAUCAACGUUUUGUUGCAGUCAUACAUCUCAAGGAUAAAAAGCGAAAGCUUUGAGAUGAUGGCUGAUUUGGUUUACAUAUCACAAUCCGCUGAAAGAUUGUUCAGAUGCUUGUUUGAACUUUCAAUUUCAAAAGGUUUGUCUGAACCAGCACUUUUAUGUCUAAGUUACGCGAAGAUGGUCAAUAAAAGAAUGUGGGAAGUGCAGAAUCCUUUGUGGCAGUUCGGAAAUAUCCCAGAGAACUACUUAAACGCAAUUGACCACUUCGAUAAUUGGCAUAAAUAUUUCGAAGUUGAAAGAGAAGCUCUUAAAGAAAAAAGUGACAAAGAAUUUUGUAAUCUUUGCAAAACUGACAAAGUAGAAAUUGGUCAGACGAUCAAAAAUGAUUUCCUUAGGUUGCCGCAGCUCAAAGUAACUUGUACACCGAAAAUUAUCUCUAAGGAUUUAUUGAGAAUUUCCGUAAAAGUGAGGUCAUUUUACAUAUUCGAUUACGAUUAUCAUUAUGACUUCGAAAACUUCUGGAUUUUCUUGGUAAACGGAACAGGUGACCAAAUUAUUUAUUCUGAACAGUUUACAAUGCAAAGUGAAGUGACUAAUGAUUAUCAUACUACUGAAUUAGAAAUUUUGACAAAUUACGAAAAAAUGGAGCCAUUUUAUUUUGUCAAAAUUGUUUCAGAUAAAUUCUUGAAUGCGCAAACAGAAGUUGCAAUUCCUAUAAGAUUGUAUCAGGAUAAAAAACUGACAGAAAACUGCCACAACGCUCAAAAAGUGAUGUCAAAAACAAAUGACGGUUUGACACAUUAUUUGACAGAAUUUUUGUCAGAAAAUCUUUUAUAUGUUUGUCAACCAUAUUCUGUUAGUUUGUCUGACCAAUUUACAACUGUUUUAAAGUCAGUUUGUUGUUCAGCGAAAUGUUUAAUCAUUGUUCCUAAUAUUGAAAAAUUUACUUAUCUUUGUAAGUUUUUCGUUGACAAUCAGACUGUUUUUGGAUUAACAGGUGAUGAAGUCAACGACAAAUACGCUUUGGAACAAGGAAAAUCAAUAAUUUGUUCUUUGGAUAUGUUGUCUAAUUUUGACAGAUUUUACAUGUCAGAAAUUUUUGAUUUUGUAUUUUUGUAUGAUUUACAUUUGAUUUCUUCGAAAGAAUACUCCAAAUACGAAGAAAUCAUAUCCCAAAUCAAAAUUGUUUACUCUAGAGAACAAACGAAAAUAAUUGCACAAACUUAUGAAUCUGAUGAUUUCUAUUUACAAAUGUUGGCAAAAUUUAUUGAAAGUGACAAAAUUUUUGUUGAUAUUCCUGACAAUUUCUGUCAAAUGGAAUUAAUACCUGUUAGUUUCUCGUCAUUCAGAGCAAGAAAAGUUUCAAUGAUGAGACCAACUUUUUCAAAAGUUGCCACUUUUCUACAGAACGAUAAACAAUCUAUCGUUUUUGUUUCAAAUGAUGCCGAAAUCAAGGAAACGUUUGUUAAUUACACGAACUUACUGAAGAAGCAUUUCACUGAGGAGAUCGGCUUCAAACUGGAUGAUGAUGAAAAUUUGCCGCCAAUUUUCAGAGAAGAUUACAGAGAAUUGUCAAAAAGAUAUGGAAUAACGUACUUUUCAAAUACAAUUUCUGACGAUAGCAAAAAAGCUGUUAUUGAUAAUUUCAUGUUAGGGAAGAUCAAGAUUUUGAUUUGUUCUGUUGAUGCAGUUAAUUCUCUCCAUGUUAAAUCAGAUUUAGUCAUUGUUAAAGGCACUGAUUACUUGGAUUUGAGGAAUUCGCAGAGAGAAUACGAGUUUUACGACAUUUUGGAGAUGAUUUCUAAAACAAAAUGCGACGGAGAAUACUUCAUUUACACACAGGAAAAUAAGUUCCAAAUGUACUUCAUUUUACUCAAAAAUGGAAUGCCUGUACAGUCAUUUGUUGAUUUUGAAAGGUUUACAAAUGUGUCACUUUUAAAUUAUUGUCUAUCGUCUUCUUAUCGUCUUUUGGAAAUUGCCAAAGAAACGAAUCCAAAAAUUUUCGAAAUUUCUCAAAAUACUUUCUUUGGUUUACAAAAACCGCAAUUUUCAAAGUUUUAUGAUGAUCCUGUUUUUGACAGCCAAUUUAUUCAAUAUGUCAAAAACGGUUUGUCCGAUUAUUUGUCAGGAGAAGAGAAAACUGAUGAAAAUUUGAUAACAAUUAAUCACAAAACAGUUUCUAUUUUAUAUUCAGAUAAAAAUGAACCUCAGUUUGAAUAUAAUAACGGACCACAGUCACUUUUGUAUCGUCUUGUGAGGUCAUUUACAAAAUUGUCAAUUUUGGACGUUUUAAGAAUAUCACUUUUCUUUAUCAUUCAAAAUGCAACAAAUUCUGACAAUUUUAUUAACUAUGAAAUUCCUGAUUGUUUCCACUUCGACGAGAACGAGAAUUUGUUAAUGGAAUAUUAUGGAAUUAUUUGUGGUAGACAUGGUGUCAGACCCUCAACAAUUGUUUCACUUUCGAAGUUUUCUUUCACAGAAAAUUCGGAACAUCCGAUAUCAUUUAUUUCAUCUAUACCAGAAAUAUAUGAAAACAUCAAUUUCACGAAAUAUAUCGGAUUGCAAGAUUCCAAAGUUGCAGAGAACGAAUCAAUUUCUAUUGUUGCAAAUCAUCUCCACAGACAAUUAGAUUUAAGAAUGUUCCCUGCGAAAAGUUACUUGAUUUUGAUGUCUAUUUUAAAGACACUUCAAACAGCGAUAGAAUUCUAUUCUCUAAGGAGAAACAAAGUCCAUUAUUCCAUUUAUUUCAUUAAUAACAUCGCGUUUUUGGUAAAUGCAAUUGAAAGUAGAGAUUAUGAAUUGUUACAAUUCCCUCACUUCACAAAAACGGUUUUGGAUGAUUUCUCUGUUAGAAACAUCAGAGAUUUGAACACAUUUAAUCCUUCUUACAGUCCAAGUGGUCAGGAAAUUGAUGAUGAACAAUUUGAUGCAAAUUUGAAGUUGAGAAAAGAAAUUUUCAUGGCAAAUAUGAUUAAAUAUGAAAAAGUGAAUCAAAAUGAAGCAGAAAAUUACUGGUCUGAUGUUGAAAAGUUUUAUAACAAUAUCCCUUAUGUUUCAACUGUUUUCUUCAGACAAAGUAAAGUUGUAAAAGUUACUCUUCUCGAUCAGUUUGAGAUGUCUGAAUUCCCGAGAAUUCCUUUCCAAAAGAGGAUCUGUUUGUGGAUUAUUUUGGCGAAAGUAACUGAUCAAACAGUUGUUGCAUCAAAGUUCGUGAUUUUGAAAGAGAAAACAGAGAAUUUCGAAGAAAUUGUUUCGUUCCAAGAUUUGGAAUUCAAUCCAAACGAAGUCAAAGUUUACUAUUCUUGUGAUUCGUUUGUUGGAGGAUAUUCCAGUGGUGAAGCAGAGAUACAGGAUGCUUAA
Messenger RNA from Trichomonas vaginalis G3, 6132 nucleotides. RefSeq names its product helicase protein. Gene Ontology annotation, cellular component: nucleus. Gene Ontology annotation, molecular function: nucleic acid binding; ATP binding. Lineage: Eukaryota; Parabasalia; Trichomonadida; Trichomonadidae. The record is from RefSeq and is a predicted model, not a curated record. The coding region runs from base 1 to 6132 and encodes 2043 amino acids. The transcript has a single exon.